This is a messenger RNA of Aspergillus nidulans FGSC A4, 2011 nucleotides long. RefSeq lists its product as uncharacterized. The record is from RefSeq and is a predicted model, not a curated record. The transcript has 3 exons. Lineage: Eukaryota; Fungi; Ascomycota; Eurotiomycetes; Eurotiales; Aspergillaceae. The coding region runs from base 344 to 2011 and encodes 555 amino acids.
UUCUUUCCCAUUCUCUCCUUCAUCACCAAGCCUGUGGCUGCGCCCAUCUUUAUUAUAUGUGCCAUUCUCUUUCAAUCUGUGAUUUUUACUCCCCUCCUUAGUGUUUCAUUCCUUGAGCCUUCGGCCUUUCCCCUCUUUACUAUAGUUCUUUGUUUUGAACCGUUGCCCGAGAGCCCGCCUCGAGCCAACUUCCAAUCCCUUGUAAACGACGUGCGGGCAUGUCGUUCGCUUGAGCUGCAUACCUCGCAAAUCCCUUUCCAAGCGUCCAUUGAACAGGAUUUUCUACUUUCAUAUUUCUCUCUAUAUUCGCUGGUUGUCUUGACGAAACCAAAGACAGGCCAAUAUGUGGGCAAAAGCAUCCCUUAGAACUCGCAAGACGUCCGGCGCCGGCGACACUCCUGCGCCGACUGAUAUUCGAGCACAGCUAUCUACCGUCAAUCACAACCGAGACAUCUCUGCAAAAGCAUUGCCGACUUUGCCAUUAUCACCUGGUCCCUUCAGUUCGCAAUUCACCACGUACCAGCCGGAGCCCAGCCAACGGGUGGCGUCUUCAAUCUAUUCGCGGGAUACUGUUGUCUACGACCAUCAUCGUCAACGCUCGAUCAGUGACACAUACCAGUCUCCGCCGCAGCUUGACGAUAGCUACGCCGGCAGAAGGAGGAGUGUCGACAUCUCUCCGCCUGACUCUCCUAUCGGUGCUCCCCGCAGCCAAGACAGCGCUCGAGUCUCCCCUAUAGAAAAUGGUUCGAUACAAGCAACUGGCGUUGACGGAUCAGCAGCAAAAUUUUCAAGCCAUAUCCCUGUAUUUCGAAAGCGUGCUGACUCGAAACUCGACCAAUCGCCUAACCCGUCCAGGGCAAAGGCAACACAAUGGGACAAUUUUUCUGGAGAACCGACGAGUGGUCUGGGGAGAAUCGGACAGGUCAACCCCGGCAUUAUAUCUUUUGAAACACAUGUAUCUGCUACCCGCCAGCGAUCUAACAGUUCAAAGCUUAUCGAUUGGGGCAAGGAGCAUUUUCAUUCGAGGAAGAAAGUAUCCGAGUCCCGUAAUCGAUUCUACGCCAAUGAAGCGACUCCAUUUGCCGAUCGAGAGCCAUGGAGAGGGCAAAGCGGUCGCUCACCCAUUGUCUAUCCGAUCCAGGAGAAACCAAGGAACCGAUCAUCAUCCCGCUUGCACCUGUCCAGGAGUAGCGACCGGCUAAGAGAAAACACUCCAUCUCCUAUAGUGGGAAGUACUGGGACAUUUACCACGAUAAUCACCGCAGGCAAACAAAACCAUAGGCAGCAACCUUGGACAAGGCCUUAUGGACAUGACGUACCCGAGAGCAGGAACGCUAGCGCCGUCAGCGUCAGCAGCACUACCCCGCCACGCGUGGAUCUUGUAUCAAGCCCCGACCUGAGCGCUAGCCUGACUGACUUGACCCUCGCUGAUAAUGAGCAUAACGAACCUACAAGUCGCUUCAGCGUGACUACCUGUAAUACCACCGAAGCUGAAAGCGCGACUCCAAGUCCGCGAAACAGCAUAUCUCCCAGCCCACCCGCCAGCGUCAUUGACACAGCAUCUCAACUGUCUACCGAUACCACUCGCUCAAUCAUGUCUCGAUCGCGACCGGUGCCAAGUGCUAUUGCGCCGGGCAAGCGCCCUGCCAGGAAGCCCACUCCGUCCGAAAUCUCGAACAAGGCGCUCCCUCCAAAUCCAGCUGAGAUGACUCCACAGGGUCGUAUUGACAUGCUGGAAGCAAAGCGGAACGAACUCAUGCGUCGCAAGGCGAAUAUCAACACAAUGAUCAACGAGUUGACGCAAGUUAUCCAACCCAGUUCUAUCGCGUACGAUAUGGCCGCUCGUGAAGAGGUCAAGAAAACGGUCGCCAGUCUCAACAGCGAGCUGGCCGACAUUCAAAAAGAAGAGCAUGAGGUUGGUUUGAAGUUACUGCGCGCCUGGAAGAAGCGCGAUGACAACGACUUCUAUGGCCCUAGCAGCAGCCUCUGGGUCAAACGGGUGACCAGCUGA